AUGUCCGACCAUCUGCGCCAAGUUCCCGUGGGACAAGUGCACUCGGUGCCUGGGCACCACCCAGUCCGACGGACAUCCCUGCGAAGUAUUCCCGGCUCUGUGCACCUCACUUCGACGAAGGUCGAGACCGGCGACCCUGAGACUCCCGGAUACCGGGCCACUCCACUUCUCGACUUUCUCAACCUCUCAACCUCUCAACCCGGCCCAACCCUGUCCGAACUGCGAUCAACAUCAUCGCCAUGA
Penicillium macrosclerotiorum is the source of this 243-nucleotide messenger RNA. RefSeq lists its product as uncharacterized. NCBI's taxonomy places the organism in Eukaryota, Fungi, Ascomycota, Eurotiomycetes, Eurotiales, Aspergillaceae. The record is from RefSeq and is a predicted model, not a curated record. The transcript has 2 exons. The coding region runs from base 1 to 243 and encodes 80 amino acids.